Molecule: messenger RNA, 360 nt
Organism: Diabrotica balteata
Lineage: Eukaryota; Metazoa; Arthropoda; Insecta; Coleoptera; Chrysomelidae
Source: the annotation of a GenBank genome assembly
AUGAAAGAUAAAAGAGGAAGGCUUGCUUCUUACAAUAAAACUCCAGAUAAACUUGUACAGAAAGUUGAGAAGCACAUUGAGAGCUUUCCGACUAUGGAAUCACACUAUUGUCGGAAAAGUUCAAAUAGGUUAUAUUUGGAUCCCAAUUUGUCAAUCAGCAAAAUGUUUAAGCUUUAUGUGGAACAGUACAAAAGUCGAGAAAAAGCUCAUAUGGACCAGUGUGAAAUGACCAGUUGUGACAAGUACAAGACCAAAACUAUUAAUAAAGAAGAUUAUAAGCAACAUCUACAAAGAAGGGACGAAGCAGUCAAGGCAAAAAAAUCUGACAAACUUCGAUCAGCUGAAGAAAAAACAUUUUAA